CCCACAUAAGGCGGGGUCAUCGCCGGCCGCUGGUCGCGGCGGUGGAGGCGGCAGCGGCGGUCGCUGGGCCGGGGAGCGCGGCCGGGGCCGGCGGCAUGGAGCUGGGGUGGCUGCUGUGGGGCGCGGCGGUGCUGCUGCUGCUCCAUUUCCUGACGGAGCUCAGCCCCGCCGUCAACUUCGCGCUGCGCUUGGGCUGGUACUGCGUGCUGUGUGUCAUGGGCUCGCUGCUGGCCGCGCCCGCCUGCCUGCUGCUCAACGGCGGCCGCACCGUCCGGAACAUGAGAAUCAUCAAAAAUGUGGUCAAGACCUUCAAGUAUUUCUUUGGCCUGAGGUUCGAGGUGAAGCGGCUGGAGAACUUCGAGGUAGAGGGCCCUGCUAUCAUUGUCUCCAACCACCAGAGCAUCCUCGACAUGAUGGGGCUGAUGGAGGUGCUGCCCGACAACUGUGUCCAGGUGGCCAAGAGGGAGCUGAUGUACACGGGCUGCGUGGGGCUCAUCAUGUACCUCGGCGGCGUCAUCUUCAUCAACAGGAAGAGCACCACCAGUGCCAAGAUGGUGAUGACAGAGGUGGCCAAGACUAUGGUGGCUGAAAAUGUGAAGGUGUGGGUGUACCCAGAGGGCACGAGGAACUGCACCGGGGACUUCCUGCCCUUCAAGAAAGGAGCAUUUCACCUCGCUAUCCAGGCACAGGUCCCAGUGAUCCCCGUGGUGUAUUCCUCCUUCACCACCUUCUAUAACCCAAAGACGAAACUAUUUACAUCAGGCAAAAUCAAGGUUGAGGUUCUGCCUCCAAUAGAGACCAAAGGCCUGACAUCAGAUGAUGUCUCUGACCUCGCUGACAGAUGUUUCCACACCAUGAGGGAGACCUUCUUCAUGCUGUCGGGCCGUCCAAGUCCAAGUGAGGCGAAGGACUCCUCCUAGAUGCUUCUCCAGUGGCAUCACCGUGUGGUGGUGGCUGAAGGGACCUGUCUGUUGCCAAAUCCUGAAGGAACUUCUCUUCCUCUGCAGUGACUUGUCACUCUGGGGACACCAUGGACCAGCACACACGGGUGUCCAGCCAGCGCUGAGCUCCCCGUUGAGUGGAUUUUUCUUAUGGGUUCAUUAUCUCGCAAUGAAACGUCUCCUUUCUCUGAAUUUCUCAGGCAUCAAACUUGUGCUACCAAAGGGCUCAAUGACCAGAGAGGUGAGUUCCCCAGCUUGUGGGGGGUGACAAGAAGAGCCUGGCUGGAGGCUGGGCUCUGCCUCCCGUGUUCCUGCAGGCUCAGCUGGUGCUGGCCUGGCUGUCCCACAGGGAAGCCACCAGGCAGCAGUUUGUAUCUGCACGACCUUGAUGCUGCUCAACCAAGGCUGAGAAUUGGGUGAAAAUGCAGACUUUGGCUCUCCAGCAGCACUGGGAGCGGGUGGCCCCCCGGGCAUCCAGCAUGGUGGAGGGCAGGGGGUGUCCCUGGGACAGGGCCUGUCUCCCUGAGGAUUGUCCUUGUGUCACAGCAGCGGUUUGUGCUGGGGCUCUGCAUUACUCCUGAGCCGAGUCCUUCACUUCUGAAGGAAGCACCAGGGCUGGUAACCUCACUGGGGCUGCAGAGGGGAACGUGUGGGGCUGCUCAGCCUCACAGCGUGUCUUCAGGCUUGAUUGCCUUGUCUGAACAAGUGCCCUUGCUCACGGAGGGGUGCAGCAGUGGGGACCUGACCAAGCCAGAGGUGUGGUGUGGUGCAGCCUUGCUGGUUUAGGCCUCUUCUGAACAAAGCCCCACGCUUGUUUCUGCCAUUCAGAGCCACCAGCUUGAUUUUAAAAACUACGGAUGUGUUACCCCUGGGCAAAGCUGUGCUCACGGUGACUUGUUUGUGGCACCCCUCUGGGUACCCUGUGUGACAUGCGGGUGCCUCAGAGCUUCCUUGGGGUGGGGAAAGUGCUGCUGCCAACUCCCUGCGGUGGUGGUGGCUCCGCCUGGUCGCAGCGGGGUCCUGGUGCCUAUGGUACCUGCUGCACAUGCAGAGGGCUCUAUCCUGCUCCUUUUGCCACUUGUCAUGGUCAGCAGUGGCCGAAAGAUGGUGCCUGUCCCAUGUCUUUGCUGAUCUCGGUGGAGCUGCAGCUCUGGGAGGCUUGUAAAGCUCCUGCAGAGCCGUGGGGUGGGUGAGCUGGAGCUGUGACCCGGCUUGGAGGCUUCAGCUCCCCCUCUGAGGGAAAUGAAUCCUUUCCCGUCCACAUAAAGGGGUUUUCCCUGUGCUUUGGGGUGAUGAAGGGCUUCUGCAUCCCUCAAUGGGAGCUGCACAAGUGGUGACGCCCUCUGCAAAGAGCAAGGCUGGGUCAGGUCCAUGGUUCUGGGGAAACCUUCACCUCUAGCUUGGUUCAGGGAGGCUUUUGCUCUCCUGUUCGUGGUGCAGGGGGUAGAACCUUGAGAUGAGCCGCCUGGGGCUACUCAGGUAACCAAUGCAAAUGGCUUUUGCAGCCUGCAUUGGUGGAAUUGCAGGUAUUUGGGGGUUAAAGCCUCCACUGGGAAAGGCAGGGAAUUCCCGUAACAGGGAGCUGGGGCUGGGGGGGCUUGAUCAGAGGGGCCUUAACAAGUACAGACUCAGGGGUCAGACCCACUGCAGGCUGGGUCGGGGCGGGAGGAUGGGAACUGAACCAGCACUUUGUAAGUGGCAGAUAUGGGGCUGUCACGGAGGGUCCUGGGGGGGAACAGUGUCCACUGAGGGACCCGCAGCAUCCUCCCCGGGAGGAGGGAGCAGUGCCUCUGUGUGCAGUUUCUGCUGUUCACUUUUAAUUGGGGUGACAAUGAUGUUAAUGUGCUUUAAAGAGAAAAAAAAACAACAACAAAGUACACCUUUGGUUAUUUAAAUAAA
This is a messenger RNA of Strigops habroptila (Kakapo), 2840 nucleotides long. It is a transcript of the gene AGPAT2, whose product is annotated as 1-acylglycerol-3-phosphate O-acyltransferase 2. The transcript has 6 exons. Lineage: Eukaryota; Metazoa; Chordata; Aves; Psittaciformes; Psittacidae. The record is from RefSeq and is a predicted model, not a curated record. Gene Ontology annotation, molecular function: 1-acylglycerol-3-phosphate O-acyltransferase activity. Gene Ontology annotation, biological process: phosphatidic acid biosynthetic process. Gene Ontology annotation, cellular component: membrane; endoplasmic reticulum. Bases 96 to 920 code for a protein of 274 amino acids.